Messenger RNA from Anthostomella pinea, 1257 nucleotides. NCBI's taxonomy places the organism in Eukaryota, Fungi, Ascomycota, Sordariomycetes, Xylariales, Xylariaceae. The record is from the annotation of a GenBank genome assembly.
AUGGCAGACGCAGCAGACCCAGCAGCAGCGGCUGCUGCUAUGAAGUUUAUCGCCGAGGUAUGGGGACUCCAGGGGACGGCCUAUCUUGUUGUGGCUCUCCGCUACUACAGCAAGGUAGCGACAGUGGGAGUGCGCGGUCUCGCUUGGGAUGACUUCAUCAUGUUUCUGGCGGUGCUUGUAUACUCUGCGGAAUCCGUGAUGGCUUACCUGGUGGUUGCAUAUUGGAAGGGGCUGGCGAACAACGCGAUGACCGACGAACAACGAGCUGCCCUCGACCCGGAAAGUGCAGAGUGGUUACUGCGUGUGAACGGCUCGAAAACCCACAUCACCGGUCUUCUUCUCUACACCACUCUUCUAUGGCUACUGAAGGCAUGCUGGCUCGUCUAUUACGCGAGGUUGACAGAAGGCGUCCACAACAUGCGAUGGAGGAUCAAGUGGGGGAUCAUCAUGGUCUCCACAACCUACGUGGCAUGCCUACUUAUUGCUUUCCUGAAGUGCAUUCCAUUCGAGAAACAAUGGCAGAUCAACCCUUCGCCUGGCAAUUUUUGCAUGCCGGCGAUCUCCUCGAUCCAGACCAUCUUCGUGAUGAUAAUGAACACGCUCACUGAUUUCUACCUGAUGGCCAUUCCACUGCCGAUAGUCUGGAACUCUCGUCUACCUCCUCGGAAGAAGUUCGCUCUCCUCAUCAUGUUCAGCGGUGGCUUGCUCGAGAUGGCGUUCGGCAUUCUUCGUUGUGUCUCUAUCUUGACUUUGGGAGACAUCGAUCCAGCCCAGUCCGGUUACUGGUCCGUCCGGGAAAGCUUCGUCUCCGUCGUCCUCACCAACAUGCCCAUGAUCUACCCGAUCUUCAAGGGCAUCAUCGACAAAGGCCGCAGCGCCAGCCGCUCCAGGGUCACCAGCAACAGCAACGGCUACCGACUCGAGAGCGUCAACAAGCGAACAACCAACAACACCCGCAACAAAGACCAGUACUCCAUCCCCGAGACGAGGUGGGGGUCGAAGGAGCAGAUCAUUGUCGACGAGCAGGGGCGGAGCUCGUCAAGCGGCAAGGAAAGCUCGCUCGACCUCCCGGACCAAGAGAUGGGCAUGGGGUACCAGAUAAGCACCGCCCACACUGCCUCUGCGACCAAGGACCACGCGGGACCACCGAAGAAGAUGGCCAGUGAGAAUAAGAUACUCGUAACUACUGAGUAUACCGUCCAGGAUGGGGGUCCAAAACACUCGAGGACUGGCCGGUCUCCAGACUCGAGGGGUUGA